Messenger RNA from Oncorhynchus mykiss (rainbow trout), 2575 nucleotides. RefSeq names its product serine/threonine-protein phosphatase PP1-beta catalytic subunit. Gene Ontology annotation, cellular component: cytoplasm; nucleus. Gene Ontology annotation, molecular function: protein serine/threonine phosphatase activity. NCBI's taxonomy places the organism in Eukaryota, Metazoa, Chordata, Actinopteri, Salmoniformes, Salmonidae. The record is from RefSeq and is a predicted model, not a curated record.
UAAAUAAAUAGUUUGUACUGUACAGUAGUAAACCACGACCCCGGGUGGUGAGUAGGAGAUAGUUCUCUCUGCGUAGUAGUUUUCAGUUUUUUGAAGAAAAUGGCGGAAAGCGAGCUCAACGUUGACAGCAUCAUCUCCCGAUUGCUUGAAGUGCGAGGAUGCCGUCCAGGGAAGAUAGUCCAGAUGACGGAGGCGGAGGUGCGGGGGUUGUGCAUCAAGUCCCGGGAGAUCUUCCUCAGCCAGCCCAUCCUACUGGAGCUGGAGGCGCCGCUCAAAAUUUGUGGUGAUAUCCAUGGCCAGUACACAGACCUGCUGCGGCUCUUUGAGUACGGGGGCUUCCCCCCGGAGGCUAACUACCUGUUCCUGGGGGAUUAUGUGGACCGAGGCAAGCAGUCCCUGGAAACCAUCUGCCUACUGCUGGCCUACAAGAUCAAAUACCCUGAGAACUUCUUCCUGCUCAGAGGAAACCACGAAUGUGCCUCCAUCAACCGCAUCUACGGUUUCUAUGACGAGUGCAAACGCAGAUUCAACAUAAAGCUGUGGAAGACCUUCACAGAUUGCUUCAACUGUUUGCCCAUUGCCGCUAUAAUCGAUGAGAAGAUCUUCUGCUGCCAUGGAGGUCUCUCUCCUGAUCUGCAGUCCAUGGAGCAAAUCCGACGCAUCAUGAGGCCCACUGAUGUCCCUGACACAGGCCUGCUGUGUGACCUGCUGUGGUCAGAUCCAGACAAAGACGUGCAGGGCUGGGGGGAAAACGACCGGGGCGUCUCCUUCACCUUUGGGGCCGACGUGGUCAGCAAGUUCCUCAACCGCCACGACCUGGACCUCAUCUGCAGAGCCCACCAGGUUGUUGAGGACGGCUAUGAGUUCUUUGCCAAACGGCAGCUGGUGACGCUGUUCUCAGCUCCCAACUACUGCGGGGAGUUUGACAACGCUGGGGGCAUGAUGAGCGUGGAUGAGUCCCUCAUGUGUUCCUUUCAGAUUUUGAAGCCGUCAGAGAAAAAAGCUAAGUACCAAUAUGGGGGAGUGAACACGGGACGCCCUGUAACCCCGCCUCGUACUGCCCAAGCCCCAAAGAAGAGGUGAGCGCCUGGCCCCCAUCUCGCCUCCUCCUUGCACCAUUUCCUCUAUUGCCCCCUGCAACGUCCUGUCCCCUCCCUCCCAUCUAUGGGAAGCGCUCUAGCCCCCCUGACGCCCACUCACCUAUUUCAUGUGUAAAAUAUUAAAUCUUUGCUGUGAACGUAUUUUUUUUCUUUGCUUGUUUGUUGGUAUUUUUAUUAAUAGUGACAUGUGGUUUUUCAAUGCUAUGAAAUGGGUUGCUAAGGUGCAGCAAUACGAUACACACCUUUUGUGGAAAGGGGCAAUGCAUUCUGAAGGGACGCUUUUCUGCCUUCAGGUAUAGAAAAAAGUAUUGAAUAAUAUGAGUGUGUGCGUGCGCGAGUGAGUUGGGUUCUUUACCCCAGCCUUGACUCUUCAAGACCAAUAACGUGAGUGAUCCUCUCCACCCAGUCUCACAAUUUACCCUGCUAAUGUGUAACCUUCUCACAAUAUUACUAAUAACAUUGGCUGUUUUGGCUACAGUAACUGAGUGGAAUGGUUUAGCCUCUUGAGUUUGGAGCAAGUCAUUUUCACCCCGUUGGACUCAUUUCUCUCUUUAUGGAGACACUAAUGAACUAUUAACAACUUUGAAAGUACUUGUACAAAUGCAUAUUAUCAAAACCAUACAAAAUGACAGUAUAUACACACUGGGCAUGUAUUGUAUACACAUUCUGUACAUUUAACUGUGUAUAAAUGUUAACAGUUAACAACUAGUACAGUUAAGGUCAUGUGUCCUCAACUCAAAGGGUUCACAACAAAUGGGUGUUUAAAAUGCCUGUUGGUUUUGAAUCAAUCUUGUCCAUCACACCAGCCCUCUCCUCGUAUCCACCGAACCUGCUUCAAUUGCUGAAGACUGUUUAUGGACAUUGCUUUAACUGUGUGCCUGUAUAGAUGGGGGUGGCUUGGAAAGUUAAGGCAAGAGUCAAAGGCACCGGAUUUCUAUUGGUGUUGAAUAUUAUUUCUCAAACACGGCCAGUUGGUCACACUAGACGAUUACAAGUUUUUAACUUUACACAAGCUGUUUUCAGCAUUCCCCAUUGCCCCUGCAGUUCUUGUAAACAUGGCAUAUUACAUCACACGGGGGUCAAGCACAUGCUUACCAAGCUCGGGGUGAGGCCGAGAUGGCACUUUGUAGCUGGAUCACUUACUUAGACAUUGCUACCCCUUAGUGGUAGAUCUUAGGACAGCCGAAAGAGGCUGACGAUGUCAACGACCAGCAAGGCAUCAGAACGUGAAUAGUGAAUACAGUAUGUGUACCUUUUCAAGAGGAGAUGAUUCCAAUAUCUGGUUCAGAAUUGUCAUCCAACUAAUGAGCUUACUAAGGAAUAUUCAAAUAAUAUUUUAGGUUUUUGAAGUUGGCUAUAUCUCGCCCUUUGCCUUGUUCUGAUCUAAGUUGGAAACUCAGUGUUUUAAACAGUUUUGAGAUUUGUAAAAUUUUCGUUUCACUCUUUGAAUGGAAUAAAUGGAACAGUGCUGUUGA